UGGAAACUAUUAUUCCUCAAAACCUCACUAGUCUGCAAUCUUAAACAUUGGUUGGUUCAGGCUUUCAGCUAGCACGAGGUUCGCGGACAAUCAUGGCGACUGUCGGCAGUUGCACCGAUGAGGUUCUUGUAGAACAGAGCUCUCAUGUGAAGAAGUUCAUAUUAAACAGGCCAAAACAAUUAAAUGCACUCUCGUUUACAAUGGUAUCGCAGUUGUUGCAACAUUUCCUCACCUGCGAGGAGGAAUCUAACUUGAAUCUCAUAAUUUUGAAGGGGCAAGGAAGAGCAUUUUGUGCAGGUGGUGAUGUUGCUUCUGUAGUGCAUGAUAUUAAUAAAGGUAACUGGAAAAUAGCUGCAGAGUUUUUUCGAGUAGAAUAUAUCAUGAACUAUGUGAUGGCUACAUGCAGUAAAACUCAGGUUUCAAUUUUGAAUGGAAUUGUCAUGGGAGGUGGAGCGGGUGCAUCAAUACAUGGUAGAUUUCGAGUUGCCACUGAGAAAUCGUUGUUUGCUAUGCCUGAAACUGCAUUAGGUCUCUUUCCAGAUGUUGGUGCGUCAUAUUACUUAUCCAGGCUCCCAGGGUUCUUUGGCGAGUAUGUUGGUCUUACAGGUUCUAGGUUGGAUGGUGCUGACAUGCUGGCAUGUGGUCUUGCAACUCAUUUUGUUCCUUCAGUGAAUUUGUCUUUGCUGGAAGAAGCCCUUGAAAGAGCAAAUUCAAGUGAUCCAGUCGAAGUUUCCGCUGUUAUUGACAAGUUUUCUGAGGAACCAAGUUUAAAGAAGACAAGUGUAUACCAUAGAUUGGAUGUCAUCAAUGCAUGUUUCUCUAUGAGGACUGUCGAGGAAGUCAUAUCAGCUAUAGAAAAUAUGUCUACAAACAGCCAAGAUGAUUGGCUAUCUUCAACACUUCAGUCUUUGAAAACAGCAUCGCCCACAAGCCUUAAAAUAACUCUAAGAUCGAUAAGAGAAGGCAGGCUCCAAAGCAUUGGUCAGUGUCUUGUUCGUGAAUACAGAAUGGUUUGUCAUGUGGUUAAAGGAAAAUUCAGCAAGGACUUCUGUGAGGGUUGCAGAGCUAUAUUGCUAGAUAAGGACAAGAACCCUAAGUGGGAACCUUCGAGAUUGGAGCUGGUAAGCGAUGAGAUGGUGGACAGUUAUUUCUGUAAGGUGAAGGAUGAUGAUGAUCUUCAGGAUUGGGAAGAUUUAAAGCUUCCUCCCAGAUCAAACUUGCCUUCACAUGCCAUUGCUAAGCUGUAACCAUUGUUAACAAGGAAGGAAUCACA
Impatiens glandulifera is the source of this 1273-nucleotide messenger RNA. RefSeq names its product 3-hydroxyisobutyryl-CoA hydrolase 1-like. Gene Ontology annotation, biological process: L-valine catabolic process. The transcript has 14 exons. Gene Ontology annotation, molecular function: 3-hydroxyisobutyryl-CoA hydrolase activity. Bases 93 to 1247 code for a protein of 384 amino acids. The record is from RefSeq and is a predicted model, not a curated record. Lineage: Eukaryota; Viridiplantae; Streptophyta; Magnoliopsida; Ericales; Balsaminaceae.